UGGUGUCAAUAAUGUGAGAGGUGCCAAGUGGCUAAGGAUACACAUCCAGCAGCUCGUACUUUUAUGGGACAUUUGUUGGCUUCUCGGCCCAAUGAGAUUUUGGCAGUUGACUACACUGUGUUAGAGCCUGCCCAGAGUGGACUUGAAAAUGUCUUGGUCAUGACUGAUGUUUUUAGUAAAUACACUCUGGCUGUCCCCACCUAUGAUCAACGCGCCUCCACCGUGGCCCAAGUUCUGGUAGUUGAGUGGUUUUCAAAGUUUGGUGUUCCUGCCCGGAUACAUUCAGACCAAGGCCGUAACUUUGAAAGCUCCCUUAUCCAGCAGCUUUGUGGUCUUUAUGGGAUCGAGAAAUCUCGCACUACUCCAUACCAUCCGGCGGGCAAUGGUCAGUGCGAACGCUUUAAUAGGACUCUCCACAACUUGUUGCGUACUUUGCCUGUGUCCCGGAAGAGAGAUUGGGAUUCCUGUCUGCCACAGGUGCUUUAUUGUUAUAACACUACUCCCCAUCAGGCGACUGGGGAAUCUCCUUUUUUUCUUAUGUUCGGUCAGGAGCCUAGGCUUCCAGUUGAUUUCCUUCUAGGCAGAGUGGCGGAACCCGUGAGUGGACAUGUCCAUGAUUGGAUUGAAGAACAUCGGACUCGACUACAGUUGGCCUUUGAUGGGGCCAGGGGACGGUUGAAGAUGGCGGCUGAGCGCCGGAAGAAGAACCAUGACCAGCAUGUUCGAGAUCGCCCUCUAAGUGAAGGCCAGCUAGUACUCAUUCGUGAUUGUAGUACCAGAGGGCGUCAUAAAAUUAGAGAUUGGUGGAGCUCUGUGAUGUACCGAGUUCUAAAAACGCCUAAGGCUGGUGGAGCAGUUUACGCCAUCGCACCUGUGGAUGACCAGACCCAGGUCAGGCACGUCCAUCGAACUUUGUUGAAGGCCAUAGUAAAUGUCUCUGGUGUCUGCCCUGGUAACCCUUUGCCUAUGGAGUCAACAUUUUCAUCAGAUGAAUCUUCGGAUGAUGAGGACCUGGUGGUGUUGAGGCAGGAAGGCCCGGGGGGAGUGUCUGGUUCCUCACUGUCUAGGCCAGUGGCAAGGACAUGUGCUGCUCAGAAGUCUCCUUUGCGGCCUGCUGAAGUCCCAGGCCCCUCAGUGGUUUCUCCAUCAGUAGUGAGUCAGCCACUUGGUUCCAGAGUGGUUCCAGCCAUGAGUUAUCCUUACUCCCAGGAAGUGGAAGUGCGAAGGACAACCCGAGCAACGGCAGGCCAACACUCUAACGCUUACCAUCUUCCGAGGCCUGCGGGGGUGAUGGCACAAGGGACUGUAAGCUCUCUCGACCCUGUGUCUAAUGCAGUUGCUGCCCUUUUUAGACCCUGGAGUUAGACUUUGUAUUCCAUCGUCGGGUCGACGAUUUAAAAAGGGGGGGGGUAGAUUGUGGCAGUAUGACUAUUUUAAGUACCUGUGCCUUUAAAUGGGCGGGCCAAUUUGUAUUGUAAUUCGUGGUAGCGCCCUAUAAAAAUGGCAGUGGUUGGCUGGGGGUCGAAGGCUGGCAAGGUUCUUCCGGUUACCUGACUUCGUGGUAAAGAUCUGCAUACGACGGAUUUAUUGGAGGCGGCUGUUUGGUAGGUGGCAGCGGGCAACGUGGAGGGAGUUUAUCCGGCUGGUUGGAGAUCACUACGCCAUUAAGCAUUGCUGCUCUGCCUGCUUUUACAGCUGCGGUCUGGAUUGCCUGUCCUGCAGUUGCUGCUCUUUGCCUCUUUGCCUCUUUGCCUCUGCUCUUGUUUUCUCUUCUUUUUUUGUAUUGAAUGUGAGGGAUUUUAUCUUGUGUGUUUUAAGAUUCUUUGGGGUUGGGAUGCCAUAAGGGAGGAAGGGAACUUUGUGGUGGCAUGUUGUAUUGUGUGUAUGCAUGGGAGUUGUAGUGUUUUGUUUCAGGAUGCCAUCUGUUGUUUUGACUGUUUAACCUCCUACCCUGUGUGGACCAGCCCCGAGGUUUUAUCUCGUCGUGUGGAUGGUGUUUUUUUAAUUUUGUUUUAAUAAAAGAUUGUAAGUGGAGCCACGUCUCUUGCUGCCGUGUAUAACGGACCUGAGUACCUUUCUCUUGGAGUUUCAUUUAGCUUAGGAACUAUUUCCCUGGGCGCAAUUCCCAGGGUGGCGUAGUCGGUGUCUUAAGGGGUGGUUCCCCUGAACUCUGAGCCCAGCGCUG
This is a messenger RNA of Brienomyrus brachyistius, 2185 nucleotides long. RefSeq lists its product as uncharacterized. Lineage: Eukaryota; Metazoa; Chordata; Actinopteri; Osteoglossiformes; Mormyridae. The transcript has a single exon. Gene Ontology annotation, molecular function: nucleic acid binding. The record is from RefSeq and is a predicted model, not a curated record. Bases 64 to 1365 code for a protein of 433 amino acids. Gene Ontology annotation, biological process: DNA integration.